AUAGAAACUCUGAUAAUCCAGUGGUCUGGCCAAAUAUGGAGUGCCAUGAAGAAGGACUCUGGCAUGUUGCUGCUCCAAGGAGAACACCCAGGUCCCAGCGUGGAACUCCAAUUCUGGAACACUCAGAGAGAAAAUCUUCUGGGCAUCCAAUCACAAAUCCAGAACCCCAAAGUGGAGCAGAUCAUGGAGAUCUUGCGGAGUGUCAAGAGCAGCUACUAUUCCUUCUUCAAGGACAUCUGUGUCAAAGUCAAUGAAGCUGUGUUGGAAGCAGAGGAUAUAACGCUGUACCUGUACCCUCUGAGGAGACUGAUCAGCAGCAUAGAGGAGAAGAGUUUCCCACAAAUAGACUCUCUACUUCCACCUCUUUUUCACACUCUUUGUCUCAUCUGGAGCCAAUCCCAGUAUUACUGCACUCCUCAGCGCAUGGUGGUGCUCCUGCAAGAAUUCAGCAAUCUGAUCAUUGAGAAGGCCUGUACCUACCUUUUACCUGAAGAACUCUUCAAGAUGGAGCUUGAAGAGGGGGUGGAGAGAGUGCAGAUAACCAUUUCAGUUCUGAGCACCUUCAAGGAACUGUUCUGUACUUACCGUCAACGUAUCCCCAAGUACUACAAGCACAAUGAGACAAUCAGGCUGUGGGACUUUCCCAGUGCAUUUGUGUUCCAGCGUUCAAAUCGCAUUGUGGAAAGGCUGAUGAUGAUUGAGGAACUUUUUACCACAGCGUUGGAUUUUCUAAAACUGGAGAAGAUUGAACUUGGAGGUUCCAGGGGGAAGAUCCUCAGUGAGAUGGUCUUCAGCAUGAGCGAUGAAUUUCAUGACCGCUGGCGUGCUCUCAGAGAAAGCAAACACGACCCGCUGGACUACACUAACGAUGAAUUUGUGAGUCAGUACAGGUCUUUUGUGAAGCAGAACAAAGAUUUUGACCAGAGGUUGGGGACAAUUCUCAAUCUGGCCUUCCAGCACUCAAAAAACUUAAAUUCUACCUUCAAGUUGUUGAAAAUUUUUGGCUCUCUAUUUGAAAGACCCAGGAUUCAUCAACUGUUCUUGCCAAACUGCCAUGUGCUGUUGGACAUGUUCAAUCAAGAAAUAGACCACUGUCAGUUUGUGCUUGAUCGACACCAAGAUGAGCUGCAGUCAGACUGUGCAACAAUGGGAAAAAAUAUGCCCCCAGUGGCUGGAAACCUUAAAUGGUCGCAGGAGCUUCGGGAUCGUAUUCUGUCCGACAGGAGUGACCUCGUUCAGCUGGCCCAUAUGCCACUGGGUAGUACUGAGACCGAUAAUAUUCCAAAGUGUGAGCGAGUUCUGGAGCUUCUGGACCAGCAUGAUGAAGAAUUGUUCUCCUUGUGGACUGAGGGGCUGGAGGAUCUCUGCCACAACCACCUCCGGGAACCACUGCUGAAACUGGAAACUGACAAGGGCCUCUUCUGGGUCAAUUUCAGCCCUGCUUUGUCCUCAGUGUUAAGGGAGGUAAAGUAUCUGAAUAUGUUGAAGAACCAAAACAUUCCGAAAGCGGCUGUCCUGCUGUACUCCAAACGAGAGAGACUCCACAUGUACAUGCAGACACUUGACUUCGUGACCCAGUGGUACAACCAUCUCCACACUAGUAUCCUGGCUGUGGAGCUGGGAUUGGUGAAAGAUGAGAUAGAUGAAGCAAGAAAGCAGCUAGAUCCAGCUCUCCGAGAGCUGACCUGGAAUCAGGAUGACCUGUGGGACUACAUCCAGACCACACGAGAUCUUGUCAACAAUGUUUUCAGUCGUGUCCAAAAGAGCAAAGCCAACGUAGAGGCCAUCCAGGAUCUUAUGCAGGAAUUCAGCCAAAGGGCUUUCAUCACCAGGAAGAGCUGUGGUUCUGUUCUCCUCCUCUUCACUGACAUUAAAGAGAGUGUUUCCAAACAGCAUGCACUCAUCACCAACACCGGGAAGAAGAUACACGACCUUCUGCAGGAGAACCAGGCUCUGCUGGCUGUGUCAAAUCCAUGCAGCACCGAGUGGCAGACCUACACUGACUAUGUGGAUGGGAUAAUCCUGGCAGGCUUCUACAGUGCAGUACGCUGCUCCCUGCAGUACCUCCUGGACAACACUGACUCUGCCCAAGGCAUUGCACUGUUUCAGAUCCAGCUGCUUCUCAGCAGCAACGACAUGACCUUUGACCCCUCCCUGGACUUCAGCCACAGUGGCAACUUCUAUGACAUUGUGGAUAAGAUGGUGGCCAACAUCACCAGCAUGGCAUCUUUCAUUCCCAGGGUGGCAAAGCAUAAACAGCUCGACAGUUAUCAGAAAGACAUAGAUGAAAUGGAGGACUUGUCAGAGAUGUGCCACAUAAUCCGCUCACGUGCACGUUCAGCUAUUGUAAAGGUCAAGGAAUACCAGGCAUCAUUUUCCAGCUACCGCUACCUCUGGACUGAUGACAGGUCUGAAUUCAUGAGGCAGUUCUUGCUAUAUGGCCAUGUGUUAAGUAUGGAGGAAGCUGAGCUGUAUGCAGACUAUGAACUCAAAAAGAACCCACCCACCCUGGAGAACUUCAAAGAACAGAUCAACCUAUUUGAGUCACUUUUUGUGCAAGUAAGCAAUAUGGAAGACAAAAGGGUGUUCAACGGCUGGCUGCAGGUUGAUAUCAGACCCUUCAAGCACACACUGAUGAAUGUCAUCAAGAGAUGGAGCUGGAUGUUCAAGGAGCAUCUCCUCAACCACGUAAAUCAGAGUGUGAGGGACUUAUCCUGUUUUGUACAAGACACUGCCCGCGGCCUCUCUAACAAGGUGUCUAAUGGUGACUACACUGGCCUUGUGGACAUCAUGGGACACCUCAUGGCAAUACGAGAUAGACAGAUCAGCAACGAACAGCACUUCAAACCACUCAAAUCCACUGCUGAGCUGCUGAAAACCUACGGGCAGCAACUCCCAGAGAGUGUCUACACACAGCUCGAAGAGCUGCCAGAGCAGUGGAAGAGUUUGAGAAAGACCGCCUUCACUGUCAAACACGAAGUGGCGCCUCUACAAGCCAGUGAAGUUUCGGUUAUACGUCGGAAAUGUGUCCGGUUUGAGGUGAAGCAACAUGAGUUUAGGGAGCGGUUUCGUACAGAAGCCAUCUUUAAGAUCAGCGUGGAGGAGCCAUAUAAACUGAUUGAUAAGUCUCACCAAGCAGUAGCAGUGAUGGAGUCAGAAAUGAAGACGCUGCAGGACACGGCCACUCUCUUUGAGGUCAACUUCCCAGAAUACAAGCAGCUGCGCCAGUGUCGCUCUGACAUCAUUCUGGUCAAAGCUGUCUGGGACAUGGUCGUCUUUGUUAAGGCCAGUAUUGAGGACUGGACCAAGACACCAUGGAAAGAAAUCAAUGUUGAGCAGAUGGACAUGGAACUCAGACGUUUUGCGAAGGAGAUGAAGAUGCAGGAUAAGGAAGUGCGAGUGUGGGACGUCUACACAGGUCUGGAAUCGACUGUGAAGAACCUGUUGACGUCGCUCAGAGCCGUCAACGAGCUGCAGAACUCUGCCAUCAGGGACAGACACUGGCAACAGCUUAUGAAGACUACAAAGGUCAGGUUUGUGAUGGGAGAGAGCACCACCUUGGGGGACUUGCUGGAAUUACAGCUUCACCGUGUAGAAGAUGAGGUCAAAAACAUAGUGGAUAAGGCUGUGAAGGAAAUGGCCAUCGAAAAGGUUUUGGCAGAAAUAACACAAACGUGGAGUGUUAUGUCAUUAUCCUAUGAAACUUAUCUGAGCACAGAAACCCCUCUGCUCAAAACUGACGAGAAUCUGAUUGAAACACUGGAGGACAACCAGGUCCAACUGCAGAACAUUCUGAUGAGCAAGUACGUAGAGUACUUCCAGGCAGAAGUAAGUGGAUGGCAGCGGAAGCUGAUGGUGGCCGACCUGGUCAUCUCCUCCUGGAUGUCAGUCCAGAGGACCUGGACUCACCUCAACAGCAUCUUCACCAACAGUCAGGAUAUCCGGUACCAGCUAGCUACUGAUGCCCAGCGUUUCGAGGGCAUUCACAGGGACCUUCAGAACUUGAUGAUUGAGGUUGUCCAGAACGAUAAUGUGAUAGAGGUAACCAACCAGCCUGAUUUUCUGGAGCAGCUAGAGACCUUACAGCAGAGGCUAUCUGUGUGUGAGAAGGCUCUUGCAGAGUACCUGGAAACCAAGAGGCUCACCUUCCCCAGAUUUUACUUUGUCUCUGCUUCCGACCUACUGGAGAUUGUCUCCAAGGGAACACAGCCCAAAGAGGUGACUAGACACUUGCUGAAGCUGUUUGACAAUAUAGCAGAUCUUCAGUUCAAAGCCUCAGAUGCUGGUGGAGAUGCCGAGGAACACACGGAGACCGUCGCUAUCGGGAUGUACAGCCGAGAGGGAGAAUAUGUUCCGUUCUCUGAACCGUGUGUCUGUGAAGGACAGGCUGAAUGUUGGCUCGGUGCCUUAGAAAACACAAUGCGCUGCACCGUUCGAAAAGAGAUCCAGGAAGCCGUUAGCGCCUAUGAAGACAAACCGCGAGACCAGUGGCUCUUUGACUAUCCUGCACAGGUUGGGUUAACUGGUAGUCAGGUGUGGUGGGCCACAGAUGUAGGUAUUGCCUUUGAGAGGAUGGAGGAAGGAUUUGAGAGUGCCCUCAAAGACUACAACAAAAAACAGAUCACUCAGCUGAACUCACUGAUUCACAUGUUGCUUGGAGAUUUGACUCCUGGAGACAGACAGAAGAUUAUGACUGUCUGUACUAUUGAUGUCCAUGCUCGAGACGUUGUCGCUAAUCUCAUUGCUCAGAAGGUGACAACAGGUCAAGCAUUUGCAUGGCUGUCCCAGUUACGCCACUGUUGGAAUGAUGAAACCAGACACUGCUUUGUGAAUAUCUGUGAUGCCCAGUUCCAGUUCAGCUAUGAAUACCUGGGGAACACCAACAGACUAGUCAUCACCCCACUCACUGACAGAUGCUACAUAACACUGACCCAGUCACUCCAUCUGACUAUGAGCGGUGCUCCCUCUGGCCCAGCUGGCACUGGUAAAACAGAGACAACGAAGGACCUCGGACGCUCUCUGGGCAUCAUGGUGUAUGUGUUUAACUGCUCAGAACAGAUGGAUUAUAAGUCCAUAGGUAACAUUUAUAAGGGUCUGGCUCAGACAGGAGUGUGGGGAUGUUUUGAUGAGUUCAACAGGAUCUCUGUUGAAGUGCUUUCUGUGGUGGCCGUACAGGUGAAGACAAUACAGGACGCCAUACGCAACAAGAAGCACAGAUUCCAUUUCCUUGGAGAAGAGAUUGAGCUGAAGCCAACAGUAGGAAUCUUCAUUACUUUGAACCCAGGUUAUGCCGGCAGGGCGGAGCUCCCAGAGAACCUCAAAGCUCUGUUCAGGCCCUGUGCCAUGGUGAUCCCAGAUUUUGAGCUGAUUUGUGAGAUUAUGUUGGUGGCAGAAGGGUUCAUAGAUGCUCGUAUACUGGCACGCAAGUUCAUCAGCCUCUAUACUCUCUGUAAGGAGCUGCUGUCCAAACAGGAUCACUAUGACUGGGGUUUGAGAGCCAUCAAAUCAGUCCUGGUUGUGGCUGGAUCUCUGAAGAGGGAAGACCGCAGCAGACCCGAGGAACAAGUGCUGAUGCGAGCACUGAGGGACUUCAACCUGCCUAAAAUAGUGACCAGUGACGUGCUGAUAUUUCUUGGGUUGAUCAGUGACCUGUUCCCCCAGCUGGACGUGCCCAGAAAGAGAGAUCCUGAGCUGGACAGCGCUGUUCGUCAGGCAGUCAGUGAGCUGCAUCUGCAACCGGAGGAGAACUUCAUACUGAAAGUGACUCAGCUGGAGGAGUUGCUGGCUGUCAGACACUCUGUGUUUAUAGUCGGUGGACCAGGAACUGGGAAAAGCCAGAUCUUGAAGACUCUCCACAGAACCUAUUCAAACAUGAAGAUGAAGCCAAUGUUGAACGAUAUCAACCCUAAAGCUGUAACUACAGAUGAACUGUUUGGAUAUCUGCACCCUGCUACCAGAGAAUGGAAAGAUGGUCUGUUCUCUUCAACAAUGAGAGAACUGACCUCAAUAAGCCACCAUGGACCCAAGUGGAUUGUUCUUGAUGGAGAUAUUGACCCUAUGUGGAUCGAGUCUCUCAACACAGUCAUGGAUGAUAAUAAGGUGCUGACUCUUGCCAGUAAUGAGAGGAUCAGUUUGUCCUCCUCUAUGCGCCUCCUCUUUGAGAUUUCUAACUUGAAGGCUGCUACUCCAGCUACUGUGUCCAGAGCGGGGAUACUCUACGUUAACCCGCAGGACCUCAGCUGGGCAUCUUACGUGACAAGCUGGAUAGACACCCGGCAGGCCCAAUCAGAACGAGCCAACAUGACCAUUCUGUUUGACAAAUAUGUGCCCUACUGCCUGGAGCAAGUUCGCUGCAACCUAAAAACCAUCACCCCUAUACCAGAAAACAGCAUGGUGCAGACGCUGUGUUGUUUGCUGGACUGUCUUCUGACAGAGGACAACACUCCAGCUGACUCUCCAAGAGAACUGUAUGAGAUCUACUUUGUCUUUGCGUGUGUCUGGGCCUUUGGUGGAGCACUGUUCCAAGAUCACCUGAUUGACUUUCGUGCUGAAUUCAGCCGCUGGUGGACUAAGGAGAUGAGGGCAGUGAAGUUUCCAUCACAGGGAACUGUCUUUGACUAUUUCAUCGACCCUGAGACUAAAAGGUUUACCCCCUGGAGUGAGAAGAUGUUGCCGUUUGAUCUUGAGCCUGAUGUCCCUUUGCAAACUGUGUUGGUCCACACUCCUGAGACCAUCAGCCUGACCUACUUCAUAGACCUGCUGCUCCAGAGAGGCAAACCUAUCAUGUUAGUGGGUAAUGCAGGAGUGGGAAAGACCAUCCUGGUGUCUGAUAAAGUUGCCAAGCUGACGGAGGACUACAUGGUGGCUAAGGUCCCUUUUAACUACUACACCACAUCAGCCAUGCUGCAGCGUGUUCUGGAGAAACCUCUGGAGAAGAAGGCUGGCCGUAAAUUCGGUCCUCCUUCUGCCAAGAAACUCAUCUACUUCGUUGAUGACCUUAACAUGCCUGAGGUGGACCCAUAUGGGACUGUCCAGCCACACACACUCAUACGGCAACACCUCGACUACAGCCACUGGUAUGACAGACAAAGACUGGUACUGAAGGAAAUCUAUAACUGCCAGUACAUCACCUGUAUGAACCCAACAGCUGGAAGUUUCUCUAUCAAUCCCAGACUGCAGAGGCAUUUCUCAGUAUUUGCCGUCCACUUUCCCAGUGCUGAUGCUUUAGCCACUAUCUUCUCCAGCAUCCUGUCAGCUCAUUUUCUUCAAGGAGGGUUCAGCUAUGGGGUGUCUCGCUCUGUGGGAACUCUCAUACAGACAGCUAUCUGCCUGCACCAGAAAAUCAGCCAGAACUUCCUCCCGACAGCCAUACGAUUCCACUACAUCUUUAACCUGAGAGACCUCACCAAUAUCUUCCAGGGUAUCCUGUUUGCCCUGCCAGAGUGUAUCCGUUACCCAAUGGAACUGGUACACCUGUGGCUCCACGAGAGCUCUAGGGUCUACUCUGACAAACUAAUGGAAGAGAAAGAUGUGGAACUAUUCAACAAAAUCCUGCUGGACACUGGCAAAAGAUAUUUUGAGGGAAUGGAUGAGUCCAUCUUCAUCCACCAGCCUCUGGUGUACUGUCACUUUGCUCAGGGAGUGGGAGAGCCUCGUUAUCACCAGGCUUCAGACUGGGAGAAGCUGCAGAAGACUUUGACAGAUGCUCUGGAGCAUUACAAUGAGCUGCACGCUGUCAUGGAUCUGGUUUUGUUUGAAGAAGCCAUACAGCACGUGUGCCGUAUCAGCCGUAUCCUGGAGGCCCCCUACGGUAACGCCCUGCUGGUGGGCGUUGGAGGCAGCGGGAAGCAGAGUCUGUGUCGGCUGGCUGCCUUCCUCAGCACACUUGAGGUUUUCCAGGUCACCCUUCGUAAAGGCUACGGCAUCAGUGACCUUAAGAGUGACAUAGCAGCAUUAUACAUAAAAGUGGGGGUGAAAAACAUCGGGACGGUGUUUCUUUAUACAGACGCCCAGAUUCCAGAUGAACGUUUCCUCGUACUGAUCAAUGAUAUGUUGGCCUCAGGAGAUAUUCCAGAUCUGUUUAGUGAUGAAGAAGUGGACAUGAUUGUGACAUCCAUCCGUAUGGAGCUGAGAGGGUUAGGACUCGUAGAUACCAGAGAUAAAUGUUGGAGUUUCUUCAUUGAAAGGAUACGACGGCAGCUCAAGGUGGUCUUGUGUUUCUCCCCAGUUGGCUUCACAUUGCGCACACGUGCACGGAAGUUUCCUGCAUUGGUGAAUUGUACAGCCAUAGACUGGUUCCACCCCUGGCCUCAGCACGCCCUGCAGUCUGUCAGCUCUACUUUCAUCGACAAGAUACCUGGACUACAGGCAAAUGUCCGAGUAUCUAUCAGUGAGUUCAUCUCUUAUGCCCACUCCAGCGUUAAUGAGGUGAGUGUCAAGUACCAGCAGAAUGAGAAGCAUUUUAACUACACCACUCCAAAGAGCUUCCUCGAGUUUAUGAAGCUAUAUGGCAACCUGCUGGGGAAAAAACGCACCGAGCUGACCCAGAAGAUGGAGAGGCUAGAGAAUGGCCUCCAGAAACUACAGUCUACUGCCUCACAGGUGGAGGAUCUGAAGGCCAAGCUGGCAGUGCAGGAGGUGGAGCUGUGCCAGAGGAACACGGAAAUAGAAGCUCUCAUCGCUAAAAUUGGACAGCAGACAGACAAGCUCAACCAAGAAAGAUCUGUGGCUGAUGAAGAGGAGAAAAAGGUAGCAGCAAUCCAAGCAGAAGUGACCAAACAGCAGAAGGAGACAGAGGACGACCUGACCAAGGCUGAACCUGCUCUCCAGGCAGCCACCGCUGCCCUCAAUACACUCAACAGGUUAAACCUGACCGAGCUCAGGACGUUUCCCAACCCUCCAGCUAUUGUCACCAAUGUCUCAGCAGCAGUUCUGGUGCUGCUGGCACCACAAGGCCGAAUCCCUAAAGAUCGCAGCUGGAAGGCAUCCAAGAUCGUCAUGAGCAAGGUGGAUGAGUUCCUGCAGGCUCUGGUGAACUUUGACAAAGAGCGCAUUCCCGAGGCCACAGUGAAGUGUGUUCGGGAUGAGUACCUCAGUGAUCCCGAGUUCAAUCCUGAGUUUGUACGGCAGAAAUCCUCUGCCGCUGCAGGGCUGUGUGCCUGGGUCAUCAACAUAAUACGCUUCCAUGAGAUUUUUGUUUUCUGUGAGGUGGAGAUGAAGAGGACGCAUCUGUCUCAGGCCAACGCUGAUCUGGCAGAGGCUGCUGAGAAACUCAAUGCCCUCAGGAAGAAACUUUCUGAGCUGGAUGGUACACUGGAGACUAUGACAGCAGCAUUUGAGAAAGCCACCUCAGAGAAACUGAGAUUUCAAGAAGAAGUUAACCGCACCAACAAGACUAUAGAACUCGCCAGUCGGCUGGUCAAAGGGCUGGAGAGCGAGAACGUACGCUGGGCUCAUUCAGUGGCUCAGUAUCACAAACAGGAGGAAACUCUUUGUGGGGACGUCCUCCUUACUGCAACCUUCAUCUCGUACGCCGGCUCCUUCUCUAAGAAGUACCGGACAGAGCUUCUGGACAACCUCUGGAUGCCAUUCCUACGGAGCCAGAAGGUCACCAUUCCUAUGACACAAGGUUUAGAUCCUGUGUCAAUGUUGACUGAUGGUGCAACGGUGGCCCAGUGGAAUAAUGAAGGAUUGCCAGGAGACAAAAUGUCCACUCAGAAUGCAACUAUCCUCACCAACUGUGAGCGCUGGCCUCUUCUUAUUGAUCCUCAGCUGCAGGGCAUCAAGUGGCUAAAGAGUCGCUAUGGUAACAGCCUGAAGGUCAUCAGUCUUGGACAGCGAGGCUAUGUAGAUGUGAUAGAGCAGGCUGUGGUUGCAGGAGACACUGUCCUCAUAGAGAACCUUGAAGAGACCAUCGACCCUGUUAUCGAUCCGCUGCUGGGACGGCACACCAUCAAGAAGGGCAGCUGUAUCAAGGUUGGGGACAAGGAAUGUUUGUUCCACCCAGACUUUAGACUGAUCCUGCAUACUAAGUUGGCCAAUCCUCACUACAAGCCAGAGAUUCAAGCGCAGACCACCCUUAUCAAUUUUACAGUGACCAGGGAUGGCCUGGAGGACCAGCUCCUGGCACAAGUGGUGAACCAGGAGAGACCAGACCUUGAGCACCUCAAGAGUGAACUGACCAAACAACAGAACAUGUUCAAGAUUGAGUUGAAGCUUCUUGAGGAUGAGCUGCUUACCCGACUGUCUGCUGCCGAGAGCAACUUCCUGGGUGACAACGUGCUGGUCGAGAAACUCGAGUCCACCAAACAUACUGCUGCUGAGAUUGAGAUGAAGGUCCUGGAAGCGAAAGUUAAUGAGGUGAAGAUAAAUGAAGCAAGAGAACAUUAUCGACCUGUUGCUGUCAGAGCUUCUCUACUCUACUUUAUCAUGAAUGAUCUCAACAAGAUUAACCCCAUGUACCAGUUCAGCCUCAAGGCCUUUAACACAGUUUUCUACAAAGCUGUGGCGUCAGCAGAGGCCUGUGAGGAUGUGAUGAGCAGAGUGAGCACCCUCAUCGACUGUGUCACUUAUUCUACCUUCAACUACAUCAGCAGGGGCCUGUUUGAACGAGACAAGCUGACCUUCACGGCUCAGCUGACCUUCCAGUUGCUCCUGAUGAAUAAGGAGAUAGAUGGAAGGGAGCUCGACUUCCUCCUGCGCUUUAACAUCGACCACACCUACAUCAGCCCUCUGGACUUUCUGUCUAACUCAGCGUGGAGCGCCAUCAAGGUGAUGAGUUUUACUGAUGAGUUUCGAGGUCUGGACCGGGACAUUGAGGGAUCUCCUAAGCGCUGGAAGAAGAUGGUGGAGUCCGAGUGUCCUGAGAAGGAGAGGUUUCCACAGGAGUGGAAAGGAAAAAGUUCCUUGCAGAAACUUAUCAUGAUGAGAGCCCUGAGACCUGACCGCAUGACCUACGCUGUGAGAAAUUUUGUGGAGGAGAAACUUGGAGUGAAAUACACAGAGGGCCGGAAAAAAGAGUUUGCAAAGUCCUUCAGAGAAAGUGAUCCAGCAUCUCCUGUGUUCUUCAUCCUCUCACCCGGAGUGGACCCACUUAAAGAUGUGGAAUCUCUGGGUCGGAAGCUGGGUUUCACAAUCGACCUCGGAAAGCUUCACAAUGUGUCCUUAGGUCAGGGCCAGGAAGCAGUGGCUGAAGUUGCAAUGGAACAGGCUGCAAAGGAAGGUCACUGGGUUAUACUGCAGAACAUCCACCUGGUGGCUCGCUGGCUGGGUUCACUUGAGAAGCUCUUAGAGCGCCUCUGUGAAGGCAGUCACCCUGACUACAGAGUGUUCAUGAGCGCAGAGCCUGCGCUAACACCACAGGAACACAUUAUCCCCCAGGGAAUUCUGGAAAAUGCUAUUAAGAUCACCAAUGAACCUCCUACAGGCAUGCAUGCUAAUUUACAUGCUGCUUUGGACAAUUUUGACCAGGACAUCUUGGACCAGUGCAGCCGUGAACAGGAGUUUAAGACCAUCCUCUUCUCUCUGUGUUACUUCCAUGCCUGUGUGGCUGAAAGAAGGAAGUUUGGUCCCCAAGGUUGGAAUAGAAAGUAUCCGUUCAACACCGGAGACCUGACCAUUUCAGUUAAUGUGCUCUACAACUACCUGGAAGCUAACGCACAGGUGCCGUGGGAGGACCUGAGGUAUUUAUUUGGAGAAAUCAUGUACGGAGGACACAUCACUGAUGACUGGGACCGACGGCUGUGCAGAACAUACCUAGAAGAAUACAUGCAGCCCAAUCAGUUUGACCGGAAGGUUGCACUAGCUCCGGGAUUUGUCGUUCCCACCAAUCUGGACUACCAGGGUUACCAUAAUUUCAUCGAUGAAAUGCUUCCCCAUGAGAGUCCAGUGCAUUAUGGGUUGCACCCAAAUGCUGAAAUUGAGUUCUUGACAGUAAUGUCAGAUGACCUUUUCCACAUUCUACUGGAACUGCAGUCACCUGAUGCUGUGCUGGUGGAGGGAGUCUCACAGACAGUAGAGGAGAAGGUAAAAGUCAUUUUAGAUGAGGUGCUGGAGAAGCUACCGGAAGAGUACAGUAUGUCUGACAUCACCUCUAAGACGACUGAACGCUCGCCAUACAUCCUGGUCUGCCUCCAGGAGUGUGAGCGCAUGAACACACUUAUCUCUGAGAUGCAUCGCUCCCUCAAGGAGCUUGACCUAGGGCUCAAGGGAGAGCUCGCCAUCUCCUCUGAAAUGGAAAAGCUGCAGUCAGCCUUGUUCCUUGACAUUGUGCCUGAUACUUGGACCAAACUUGCCUACCCCUCCACCUACAGCCUGUCCACAUGGUAUAACGAUGUGUUGCAGCGUUGUAAAGAGCUAGACAGCUGGACUCAGGACUUGUCUCUGCCUACUGUUGUCUGGCUGUCUGGACUUUUCAACCCACAAUCCUUUCUCACUGCGGUGAUGCAGGCUCUGGCACGUAAGAAUGAGUGGCCCCUGGAUAAGAUGAAUCUAACAGUCGAUGUAACCAAGAAGUUUAAAGAAGACUUCAACCAGCCUGCAAGGGAGGGUGCAUAUAUUUAUGGACUCUAUAUGGAAGGUGCUAGGUGGGACAUCCAGUCUGGAGUGAUAACUGAAGCCCGUCUGAAGGAGUUGACUCCAGCCAUGCCUGUUAUUUCUGUACGAGCUGUGCCCAAUGACCGCCAGGAGACCAGGAAUAUCUACGAGUGUCCACUAUACAAAACUAAAAUCAGAGGACCCACAUAUGUGUGGACUUUCAGCCUAAAAACCAGGGAGCGGCCCGCCAAGUGGGUUCUAGCAGGAGUCGCUCUGCUGCUCAGUGUGUGAUAAGGGUUCCAAGUUAAGAGGGCUGUUAUUUCUAUCUGCUACUUUUGCAAAAAAUCUGCACAGAGAAGAAGCAACCUGUUACCUGAUAUUUGAGUUAUGAAAGUUGUUUUAAAAUAACAUUGGAAAUAUUUGUGCGUUUAUGUCCAUUCUGCACUCUUACCUAACAUCACUUCAGUCCAUGUACGGUAAAACUCACCUAAACCAUCAUCAUAUAAAUCGGAUAUUCGCACUCAUCGGACAAAAAGCAAAAGUCCCAAUGCUUUUGUAUUGUUUUCCAUGUAAUAAAUGGAUUUUGUAUAACGGAUUUUCACUC
Molecule: messenger RNA, 13138 nt
Organism: Thalassophryne amazonica
Lineage: Eukaryota; Metazoa; Chordata; Actinopteri; Batrachoidiformes; Batrachoididae
Product: dynein heavy chain 11, axonemal-like
Biological process (GO): microtubule-based movement
Cellular component (GO): dynein complex
Molecular function (GO): ATP binding; dynein light intermediate chain binding; dynein intermediate chain binding
Source: RefSeq, a predicted model, not a curated record